UCAGUUUCUUAAGCGUUUCUUUUUACUGCCUGUUAAUAUAUAAAUUAUUUUAGUAUUAUGUAAUUAAAAUUUAUUUUAGUUGAUUUUUUGUAAACAUAAUGUUAUAGAAUUGGUUUUGAUUUCAUUGUUUUUCUUGCAAUUUUGAUUCCUCUAUUGGUUAUUUGCUUAAUGGAGCUUGAUAGUGGUCGUUGAAGCGGCUUUACAGAUCAAUUCAGAACUCUUUAUUUGUUUUUCCUCUGAGAGUUUCGAUGACAAUUGGCGAAUAGAGGGUAAAAAUGUUUAUGGAUGUGCUCCGUGUGCGGUUUCCUGCGAGGUGAUGCUCUUUUCUGUUUCUGUUUGCUGGAACAGAAGAGGUUGGGUUCUGAAAGCGGAAGCUAUGCGUCAUUCGUUUUGUGUACUGAAAAGAAUUUUUGACUGUUCAGCUAUUGCCCCUUCCUUAUUGUUAUCAUUAUUACUGUUGUUAUCUGGAUUCUUCAACCUGAUUAGCAGGGUGUGUCUAGAUGAGCUUCGAUAGUGAUGGGAACGUACAAGACUUGAUGGAACCAAAACAUCCGCUCUGCAAUGGGGAAAAGAGAGUUAAGGAUAGAAUUGUGAAGGAGGAGCAAAAUUUAUCUCAACAUCAUGGUUUUAAAGACAAUGACAUUGCUGGAAACAUAGAGGACAGGCAUGAAAGGGCUCCUAAGGCCCCAUCAGCAUCACUACAAAUAUCCAAACAACAACAAUCUCAAGGAGCAAUAGUUUGCUGGGAGAGGUUUCUCCCUUUGAGAUCUCUCAAGGUCCUUCUGGUGGAAAAUGAUGAUUCUACUCGCCAUGUUGUUGCUGCACUGCUUCGCAACUGCGGUUAUGAAGUAAUUGAAGCAAAAAAUGGAUUGCAAGCCUGGAGGAUACUAGAAGAUUUGGCCAAUCAGAUUGACCUUAUUUUAACUGAGGUAGUAAUGCCUUGCUUAUCUGGAAUUGGUCUUCUGUGCAAGAUUAUGACUCACAAAACACGCAAGAAUGUUCCUAUUAUCAUGAUGUCUUCUCAUGACUCCAUGGGUUUAGUCUUCAAGUGUCUGUCAAAAGGAGCUGUUGAUUUUUUAGUGAAACCUAUACGAAAGAAUGAGCUUAAGAACCUUUGGCAGCAUGUUUGGAGAAGAUGUCAUAGUUCUAGUGGUAGUGAUAGUGGGAGUGAAAGUGGCAAUCAAAGUCAAAAAUCUGUAAAGUCCAAAGGUGUUGAUAGGUCUGACAAUGACUCUGAAAGCAAUGAUGAUGAGGAGAAUGGAAGCAUUGGAUUAAUCAUUGGGGAUGGAAGUGGCAAUGGGAGUGGCACCCAGAGCUCUUGGACAAAACAAGCUGUAGAGAUGGACAGUCCUCGGCCAGUUUCUCCAAUGGAUCAAUUUGCUGAAAGUCCUGACAGCACUUGUGCUCAAGUUAUUCACUCAAAUGCUGAAGUUCCGGAUACCAAUUAUGUUUCUAUAAUCGCUGCUAAGAAGCACAAAGAACCAGAGGAGCAACUUGGUAUACAUUAUCAUCUCUCAAACUCUGCAGCUGGUAAAGAGUUUGAGAUAGCUGUGACAGGAAAUUUAGAUAUACAACUUGAAUGCCAAAUUUCAAAUCCCAGCAAACUUGUUAACACAAAACAAAAGAAUCUCCUUGAUAGGAUGUCGGGUAAAUUUAACAAGCAAAGUGAUAAAGGACAGCUGGACCUCAAUAGUGAGAAUCCAUUGAGCACAUUAAAAUAUGAAGCUGCUAAUUUGGAACGUUUCACCCCCAACAUUACUGAUCCCCAUAUGGACAUCAAAGAGAUUGAGGCCACAAAGAGACAUUCAAAAAUCUCAGAUAUGAAAAGUAAGGCCUCUAGUGAUGCUAAAGAGACACCAUCCGUUGAACUUAGUUUGAAAAGACGUAGGGGGUCUGAGGAUAUAGGGUCAGUAGCUCAGGAGGACCGCAAUAUCUUGAGACGUUCAGACUCUUCAGCCUUUUCAAGGUAUAAUGCAGCCUCAAAUGGAAAUAAGGCACCUUGUGCAAACAUUAAAAGUGGUUCUCAGCAUGAUUCUAGUUUGUAUUUUGAUGAAAAAGGAUUAGUUUGUGACCUGAAGUGUCAUUUAAAUGGUAAUCUUCCUAAUCAUUGCUCACAUGUUGACAGUAACUUUGAUAUGGGCUCUACCACAAAUAAUACUAUCGCCAAUUCAGUAACCUUGAAAAAUAAGUUAGAACAUCCAACGUGUAGUUCCCAGCCUGUGAGAAAUGAUCCUCAAUGUGUCCCUCGGCAAAUUAUAUCGGAGAAGGCUGAUGACAUAGCAGGUACAAGGUCACAAGCUCAAUCAAGAGGUAGCAUUAAGGAAUGUGAAAUUCAGCAUCUCACUCAACCUUACAAUCAUUGCCAUCUUCUUCCACACAACAUAAUACCGCAGCAGCCACAACUGCCUCCGGAGCAUGAUAAUUCUUCUAUGAAAGAAAUGGCUGCAGCUGUUCCACAUUGUGGGUCAUCAAAUGUGUUGGAUGGGCUUGUUGAAGAUAAUGGUGGCAACUACAGUAUUAAUGCAAGUGCCUCGGGUAGUAACCAUGGCAGCAACCACGGGAGCAAUGGACAAAAUGGGAGCAGCACUGCAGUUAAUGCCAGAGUAAAUAAUGUAGAAAGUGACAAUGGCAUAGUUAGGAAAUGCGUAGGUGAGGAUGGUAGUGGAAGUGGUAGUGGGGAUGGAAAAAGAGGAGAUCAAAACAAGUUUUCUCAAAGAGAAGCUGCCUUGAUAAAGUUUCGAAAGAAAAGAAAGGAUAGAUGCUUCCGGAAAAAGGUUCGCUACCAAAGCAGGAAGAGAUUAGCGGAGCAACGGCCUCGUGUACGGGGACAAUUUGUGCGGCAGACAUCUAAUGAGAGCAUGAACAGAGGGACAGAGAGCUAAUUUUAUACGAUGGUUGAAGUAAACCGCAUAUGGAGCAUGACAUAAUUAGAUUAAGAACACGAACUGCAAUUUGUUUGUUGUAACUUUGAUUCCUGGACUGUAUUUUAUUACUUGUAACUUUCUGAACUGCUACUUCCAGAGGGAGAUAGUCAUCUAAGCAAUGACUAUCCUCCCGCAAUAAAUUGCCAUUUACAUUCUGUGUAUAUGGAGUUUGAUUAAACAUGGGAUUGUUUGUGAUAAAAAGACAUUAUAUUGUUGA
Messenger RNA from Mercurialis annua (annual mercury), 3141 nucleotides. RefSeq names its product two-component response regulator-like APRR7. The record is from RefSeq and is a predicted model, not a curated record. Gene Ontology annotation, biological process: phosphorelay signal transduction system; cytokinin-activated signaling pathway. The transcript has 9 exons. Gene Ontology annotation, molecular function: protein binding. Bases 501 to 2882 code for a protein of 793 amino acids. NCBI's taxonomy places the organism in Eukaryota, Viridiplantae, Streptophyta, Magnoliopsida, Malpighiales, Euphorbiaceae.